GUGAACUGGAAUUGUAGGACCUUUCAUCAUGGACUUUUACUACCAUCCUUGCUCGGCUCCUUGCCGCUCCGUUAUAAUGACAGCCAAGGCCCUUGGAGUUGACCUGAAUAUGAAGCUAUUGAAGGUCAUGGACGGGGAGCAACUGAAGCCGGAGUUUGUGAAGCUCAAUCCACAGCACUGCAUUCCCACCCUGGUGGACGAUGGCUUCUCCAUCUGGGAAUCCCGUGCCAUUUUGAUUUACUUGGUGGAGAAGUACGGCGCUGAUGACUCGCUGUAUCCCAGCGAUCCCCAGAAGAAGGCUGUGGUCAAUCAGAGGCUCUACUUCGACAUGGGCACCCUGUUUCAGAGUUUCGUCGAGGCCAUCUAUCCACAGAUAAGGAAUAAUCAUCCCGCCGAUCCAGAGGCCAUGCAGAAAGUGGACAGCGCCUUUGGCCACCUGGACACCUUCCUGGAGGACCAGGAGUAUGUGGCUGGCGACUGCCUCACCAUUGCCGACAUUGCCCUGUUGGCCUCCGUUUCCACCUUUGAGGUGGUGGACUUCGAUAUAGCCCAGUAUCCAAAUGUGGCCAGGUGGUACGAGAAUGCCAAGGAAGUGACUCCCGGUUGGGAAGAGAACUGGGACGGUGUACAGCUAAUCAAGAAACUUGUCCAGGAGAGGAAUGAAUGAUUUGAUGAGAAUGUCUGCAGUAAAUGCCCAACAUACCACAUACCUCGGCAAAUUAUUGCCAAACAUGGUUAUAUUGUAUUGUAGUUAAACAAAUAAAUCGCAUUGUUAUGAGCACCGUGAUAAUAAAUUAUUAUCUCAAAC
Drosophila melanogaster (fruit fly) is the source of this 808-nucleotide messenger RNA. RefSeq names its product glutathione S transferase D8 (gene GstD8). Gene Ontology annotation, molecular function: glutathione transferase activity; catalytic activity; glutathione peroxidase activity. The transcript has a single exon. The record is from RefSeq and is marked reviewed. The coding region runs from base 29 to 667 and encodes 212 amino acids. Gene Ontology annotation, biological process: cellular oxidant detoxification. NCBI's taxonomy places the organism in Eukaryota, Metazoa, Arthropoda, Insecta, Diptera, Drosophilidae.